Molecule: messenger RNA, 2908 nt
Organism: Gigantopelta aegis
Lineage: Eukaryota; Metazoa; Mollusca; Gastropoda; Neomphalida; Peltospiridae
Product: U1 small nuclear ribonucleoprotein 70 kDa-like
Exons: 10
Coding region: 148-1320 (390 amino acids)
Biological process (GO): mRNA splicing, via spliceosome
Cellular component (GO): U1 snRNP; precatalytic spliceosome; U2-type prespliceosome
Molecular function (GO): mRNA binding; U1 snRNA binding
Source: RefSeq, a predicted model, not a curated record
GAUCCAAUAAGCGUACAUUUCGUGCACGAGGUAAAUGGCCAUGUGCGUUUCUCGCUUCUCGUACCCUUGAAAACAGUAGUAAAGUUUGUUGGACAUACUGUGAAUAUUAUCAAGUUAUCAACUGUUGUUCGUACAGACUAAGACAAAAUGACUCAGUAUUUACCACCGAACCUUCUUGCAUUGUUUGCUGCAAGGGAUCCCAUGAACUUUCUCCCACCAGUGGAUAAAUUGAGCCAUGAAAAGAAGCGAAUACCUUAUGGUGGCAUUGGCUGUUUAUUGAAGGAAUUUGAGGAUCCCAAAGACACACCACCACCUACUAGGGUUGAAACUCGGGACGAAAAGAAGGAAAGGAAGAGAAAAGAGCGACAAGAACAACAUGCAUACAAGCUGGAACAAGACCUGGCUCUCUGGGAUCCAGCUGGAAACUUGAAUGGAGAUGCGUAUAAGACCCUCUUCAUUGCCCGAAUUAAUUAUGACACAAGUGAAUCCAAAUUGAGAAGAGAAUUUGAAGUGUAUGGACCAAUAAAAAAGAUCUCACUUGUCCAUGAUCGUAAUGGUGGGAAACCUCGUGGCUAUGCAUUUAUCGAGUAUGAACAUGAAAGAGACAUGCACUCUGCCUAUAAACAUGCAGAUGGUAAGAAAAUUGAUGGAAGGCGUGUUCUAGUGGAUGUGGAACGUGGCCGCACAGUUAAGGGUUGGAGACCUAGAAGGUUAGGUGGUGGUUUGGGUGGAACGCGUAAAGGAGGACCGGAAGUGAACACACGAUUCUCUGGUAGAGAUGAGUAUGCUAUGCGAGACGGCAUUCAGACUGAUGAGAGACGACCACGGUCUCGCAGCCGGGAACGAGAACGACCGCGGCGACGGAGCCGGAGCCGAGACAGGCGGCGGAGUCGGAGUCGGGAGCGAAGACGAUCACGCAGCAAAGAGAGACACAGAAUCGAGAUUCCUGACGGUGAUGAAGAUGAGGCAGGCAUUCGUAAGGAAAGAAAACGAGCAAGGAGAAGUAGAUCCCGUGAACGACGGAGAAGCCGAUCCCGCGACAGAAAGAGGUCGAGAAGAAGCCGCAGCAAGGAGCGGCGCCGCAAGGGAGAGAGGGGUGAGGGCGAUGAAUUCAUUCCUGACGGAACUAUCAAAACGGAAAAAACUGAAGAUGAUUAUUUGUAUGGAGGCCCAGAUUUCCGACAGCAAGAAUCCAAUGGGAUGGGCAAUCCUGACCAUUCAUUCCAGAACAACGAGGAGAAUGAAGAACCACCAUCGGAGGAAUAUGACAAAAAGGUAUUCAUAACAAAACCCGUUGAAGAGGAGUUCCCAUCUGCUUGAAGAUUGCUUAAGACUAACAAAUGAUGAAGAAGCUUAUAUUUUGUUUCAAAGUAAGAUUGAAAUAAGAUUGAUUACAGCUAACAGCCGGGGUGAAAAAUUGUUGUUUUCACAUUUUGCUAUUCACUAAAUUAACCUCGAUAUUGUAAUCUGACAAGUAUUAUACCUAGGGCUCUUUGUUAAAAAAUAUCAUUAAGGUAGAAAUGUAAACAUCUUUUAAUUGAAACAAAAAUACACUGCACAUAUGCCUUCUGAAAGAUUUUAAUAUCGAAUUAUUAGUUUAUAAAAUUGACCCAGAAUUCUUAGUGCAAUAAAAGAUUUCAUGUUGGAAUUACCAAUUGCUUUUUUUUGUCUGAUUUGUUUUAAGAUUGCACCAUUUGUUUUGUACACAGCAAGCAAAUAAUACAUUGGCAUUAUAGUAAUCAGUUUGUAUUAGUACUAAGUAGAUACAGAUUUAUCACUUCUGUAGAUUCUAAAUAAAUGAUGACAAAUAGACCAAAAUUAAAACAAUUAUCACAAUCUGGUACCUUUUAUAAUAUAGUGUCAACUCUUUGGAUUAAUUUUGUACAACAUCUAGACUUUAUCUAGUCUAGACUUUAUCUCAUUAAAUGUGUUCUACUUGAGAUAUGGCUGCUAUUGUAUCACUGGUAUCAAUGUCUGUGACCUAAUUAAAUUAUAUAAUUGAACUUUAAAUGUUAAAUAUAACCAUGGAUUUCAGUACUGUAAUUUGAUGAUGUGUCUAUUUCUUUGUAAAAAUGUCAUACUGUUAGAUAUAUAGAAAAUCAAUACUUCAAUAUAAAAGCAAUGUCCUAAGAGUUCAGAAUUUUCAAAUGAAUAAAAUAUCUGCAAUUAAAAAAGGGUUAAUUAUCUGGUACAUUUGUACACAGCUGAAUUGUUCAGAUUUUUUUUUGAUUUUUUUUUAAAGUGUGUUUAUAAGAAUCAAGUAGCGAAAAUCUUUGUUUACAGUGUAUUCUUGAAAAUAUACGGGGUUACAGAAACAUGGUGUUGAUUAAAUACACUGGGUUACAGAAACAGUACACUGGUGUUGAUUAAAUACACUGGGUUACAGAAACAGUACAGUGGUGUUGAUUAAAUACACGGUUACAAAAACUUGGUGUUGAUUAAAUACACAGGGUUACAGAAACAUUGGUGUUGAUUAAAUACACUGGGUUACAGAAACAGUACAGUGGUGUUGAUUAAAUACAAUUCUGAUACCAUUGCUGCUAACCAGGGUUAAGUGAUUCACUAGUUGAAAUGGUACACACUUUUUUUUGGGUGGGUAGGGUGGGGGUGUCUGUCACAAGUGUUAAAAAGCAACAUAAUCCUAAAGUUUAGUUUUUGUAGAAUUCAAUCCCUUCAUCAUGACAAUAAAAAGUGAUACUAUGAUAGUGAUCCUCAUGGUCUUUUGAAAGGUUUGUUUCUGAUUCAGGACUAAAAUAUUUUAGCCAUUACAUUAUUUUUAAUUUGAUACCCAACAUAUUUCUGGUUGGUGAUCAUAUAAAAUGUGUUAAUAUUUUCCAGAAAGUUGUUUCAUUGUAUAUAUUGUAUGUGUAAAAUCAUUAAAAUGUUAACAAUAAAAUGGGCUGUGUUU